Oncorhynchus keta (chum salmon) is the source of this 1054-nucleotide messenger RNA. RefSeq lists its product as uncharacterized. Lineage: Eukaryota; Metazoa; Chordata; Actinopteri; Salmoniformes; Salmonidae. The record is from RefSeq and is a predicted model, not a curated record. The transcript has 4 exons. The coding region runs from base 111 to 914 and encodes 267 amino acids.
GGAGGAGGUUGGGGACAGAGAGGAGGAGGAUGGGGACAGGACCAACCCAGGUAAUUAAUCACUGAUCAAAACAUCCAGAUGGAGCUACAGUAUAUUGAGACCAGUUUCAGAUGACUAAGGAGGUUGGAGACAGGACCAACCAGGUAAUCCCUGAUCAGAACAUCAGAGACCAGUUUCAGAUGACUAAGGAGGUUGGAGACAGGACCAACCAGGUAAUCCCUGAUCAGAACAUCAGAGACCAGUUUCAGAUGACUAAGGAGGUUGGGGACAGGACCAACCAGGUAAUCCCUGAUCAGAACAUCAGAGACCAGUUUCAGAUGACUAAGGAGGUUGGAGACAGGACCAACCAGGUAAUCCCUGAUCAGAACAUCAGAGACCAGUUUCAGAUGACUAAGGAGGUUGGGGACAGGACCAACCAGGUAAUCCCUGAUCAGAACAUCAGAGACCAGUUUCAGAUGACUAAGGAGGUUGGGGACAGGACCAACCAGGUAAUCCCUGAUCAGAACAUCAGAGACCAGUUUCAGAUGACUAAGGAGGUUGGGGACAGGACCAACCAGGUAAUCCCUGAUCAGAACAUCAGAGACCAGUUUCAGAUGACUAAGGAGGUUGGGGACAGGACCAACCAGGUAAUCCCUGAUCAGAACAUCAGAGACCAGUUUCAGAUGACUAAGGAGGUUGGGGACAGGACCAACCAGGUAAUCCCUGAUCAGAACAUCAGAGACCAGUUUCAGAUGACUAAGGAGGUUGGGGACAGGACCAACCAGGUAAUCCCUGAUCAGAACAUCAGAGACCAGUUUCAGAUGACUAAGGAGGUUGGGGACAGGACCAACCAGGUAAUCCCUGAUCAGAACAUCAGAGACCAGUUUCAGAUGACUAAGGAGGUUGGGGACAGGACCCAACCAGGUAAUCCCUGAUCAGAACAUCAGAGACCAGUUUCAGAUGACUAAGGAGGUUGGGGACAGGACCCAACCAGGUAAUCCCUGAUCAGAACAUCAGAGACCAGUUUCAGAUGACUAAGGAGGUUGGGGACAGGACCCAACCAGGUAAUCCCUGA